Messenger RNA from Mangifera indica (mango), 1922 nucleotides. RefSeq names its product sugar transport protein 5. The transcript is spliced from 4 exons. Lineage: Eukaryota; Viridiplantae; Streptophyta; Magnoliopsida; Sapindales; Anacardiaceae. Gene Ontology annotation, cellular component: membrane. Gene Ontology annotation, molecular function: monosaccharide transmembrane transporter activity. The record is from RefSeq and is a predicted model, not a curated record. The coding region runs from base 84 to 1580 and encodes 498 amino acids. Gene Ontology annotation, biological process: monosaccharide transmembrane transport.
GAACUAACUAAACUUAGUACUUGGCUUUUUCUCAGGUAUUGUGAUUGGAUAUCGAGAAAAAGCAAGGAAAGGAGAGUAGCAAAAUGGCCGUAGGAGGUUUCGCAGUUGAUGGAUCCUCCAACUUUCAUGGGAGGAUUACAGCAUCAGUGGUUAUCACCUGCAUCGUCGCUGCAUCUAGUGGCCUCAUUUUCGGUUUUGACAUCGGGAUUUCAGGAGGUGUAACGACAAUGGCGCCAUUUCUGCAGAAAUUUUUCCCAGCAAUAUUGAGGAAAAUGGCGGAGGCUAAAACGAAUAUAUAUUGUAUGUAUGACAGCCAGGUUUUAACACUAUUCACAUCUUCACUCUACAUAGCCGGCUUAGCCUCAUCUCUUGUGGCCAGCCGCCUGACAGCGGCAAUCGGAAGGAGAAACAUAAUGUUGCUCGGUGGCAUCACUUUCCUUGCUGGCGCUGGCAUCAAUGGUGGCUCCGAAAAUAUAGCCAUGCUCAUCUUAGGCCGCAUCUUGCUUGGCUUUGGCGUCGGUUUCACUAAUCAGGCAACCCCGGUAUACCUCGCCGAGGUGGCACCUUCAAAAUGGCGUGGCGCCUUCAACACAGGCUUCCAGUUUUUCAUAGGCAUUGGUGUAGUGGUAUCUAAUUGCAUAAAUUUUGGCACAGCAAGACUCAGCUGGGGCUGGCGCCUCUCACUGGGCCUUGCCGGAGUACCCGCUGCUAUCAUGAUAAUAGGAGCCCUCUUCAUAACUGACAGCCCCAGCAGCUUCGUCGAACGAGGCAAAAUCGAGAAAGCUCGGCGUUCUCUGCAGAAAGUUCGAGGGAAAGACGUUGAUGUGGAAGCUGAGCUUGGUGAUAUCAUGAAGUCAAGUGAAAUUGCUAAAUCUUCGUCUGACGAACCCUUUCUCACCAUAUUUGAGAGAAAAUACAGACCUCACCUAGUUAUGGCAAUUGCCAUACCGUCAUUUCAACAAUUAACUGGCAUUAACAUUAUUGCAUUCUAUGCUCCACAGCUCUUUCAAUCAGUUGGAUUUGGAAAUGAUUCAGCUUUAAUAGCAUCUAUUAUACUUGGAGUGGUUAAUCUUGGCUCCAUUCUUGUGUCGACUGGUGUGGUUGACCGCUAUGGUCGAAGAUCCUUGUUCCUGCUGGGCGGCGUUUUAAUGUUUGUUUGUCAGAUUGCAGUUUCUUUCGUGCUAGCGUAUGCAUCGGGUGUAUCAGGCAACAAGGAAAUAAGCAGGGGAUAUGCCAUAUUAGUGCUCGCACUAAUGUGCACCUAUGCUGCUGGUUUUGGUUGGUCCUGGGGUCCUCUAGCAUGGCUCAUUCCAAGUGAAAUAUUCCCCAUUAAAAUCAGAGCCACUGGCCAAAGCAUAGCUGUUGCUAUGAAUUUCGCAGUAACGUUUGUGCUCUCGCAGACAUUCUUGACCAUGCUAUGCCACUUCAAAUUCGCCACCUUCUUGUUCUACGCUGGUUGGAUUGGCCUAAUGACCUUUUUCAUUGCAUUUUUAUUACCUGAGACAAAGGGGAUUCCACUCGAUUCAAUGUAUGCAGUGUGGGAAAAGCAUUGGUUUUGGCGCCGAUUUGUUAAAGACUAAAUCCGAAGCAAUAAAAUUAUAUGUAUUUAUUUUAAAUAUAUAAAUAAAUAUAUAUUGAUAUGUGUCAUCAAGUAAUUGGGUAAUUUUGAAUUAAAGAUAAAAUAACACCCAUUUACAUUAUGAUACAAUUCAAAUAUAUAUUUAUUUAUAUACUUAAAAUAGAUACAUAUGAGAUUGCUCAGACCGAUACGAACUCCAACUCUACAUGAUAUUCACAUGGUUUUAAAUUCAAUAAGUAUUACAGUCAAAUAUAUAUGUAUUUGUUCAUAGCGGCUCUGAUCUUUGUUUCUUGUUUUACCACACUGUAUUAUGUAAUAAUAAUUGUUGAUAUUUCUUCCAACA